Cynara cardunculus var. scolymus (artichoke) is the source of this 1900-nucleotide messenger RNA. RefSeq lists its product as uncharacterized. The transcript has a single exon. Lineage: Eukaryota; Viridiplantae; Streptophyta; Magnoliopsida; Asterales; Asteraceae. The coding region runs from base 178 to 1572 and encodes 464 amino acids. The record is from RefSeq and is a predicted model, not a curated record. Gene Ontology annotation, molecular function: methyltransferase activity.
CAGACUCUUCUCUUCCAACUUGAUCACAGGAUUUUGGGGCUUUAUGUUGUUCAUUAUUCGGAGAAACUCUGCCUGGUAAGAUCUCGACUAAAGUUCAAUGACUUUUUCAAUUGGGUUCUACUGAUUAUUAGCAUUUAGAACGAAUUGGGGUGGUUUUGUUUGGUUUGAUAGUUCAGGAUGAAGAUAUCAUGCUUUCCAAAGUAUAGAAUAGGGAGACUACUGGGCAUGAUUCAGAUUCUUCUUGGUGGGCUGGUUAUAAUCGUAAGCAUUUCGAGCUUAUUUAGGUUCUAUUCAGCUGGAUUCUUCAUGCAUAAUGAAGACAUCUGCAAACAGUUUUAUGGGGUCAAAGAUGUUUAUGAAGGGUUUGAUGUCAUGUCUCUUUCUGCUCGUGUAGAUGAAGUGCUAGAUAAAAUGCUCAAGUUACAGGAAAACCUCGAAUCGAAGGUGCAACAGAUGGAAAAGAUUAAGGAUUUGGUUAACAACACUGUUUCAAUGUUGGAUUACAAGAAAUUCAUAGAAGAAGAUGUCAUUCAUCCUCUUUAUGGUGCUCAUAUCGCUCUUCGGCAGCUACGGUUGCCUAGGGUCGAAAAUGGGACGACGAAUGAGGACCCUUUGAUCAAUACUUUCGUUACCGAAGAGAUAAGAAAGUAUAUAACCCCGAAGGAAACUCGUGUUGGGAACAAGAACAUAUAUGGUAGCCAGAAGAUCUUUAACACGAUAGGGCACGGGUGUGUGUCGAUGAAGAAGGAACUCGAAGAAUAUAUGGAUUACGACAUAGGAUCUUUCUGUAAAGACGAUUGGAACGUUGCUCAGAAUCUUAUGAUCAACGGUUGUGAUCCUUUGCCGCGAAGAAGAUGUCUCACACGGGCUUCCAAACUCUACCAGAAGCCGUAUCCAAUCAACGAAUCUUUGUGGCGGAUCCCAGAUGGGCGAAAUGUUAGAUGGAGCAACUACAGGUGUCGAAACUUCGAGUGUCUAUCGAUCAAGAAUCCGAAACGGGGUUACUCUAAAUGCACCGGUUGUUUUGAGAUGGAGAAAGAAAAGCUCAAAUGGGUGACCAACACUUCGCUUUUAACCGAUUUCUUGAUCAAAGACGCAUUAGCCGUUAAGCCCGGGGAGAUCCGAAUCGGGCUCGAUUUCGGUAUCGGAACCGGAACGUUUGCUGCCCGUAUGCAAGAGCAUAACGUCACAAUUGUUUCAACGGCUUUGAAUCUUGGAGCACCGUUCAACGAAAUGAUUGCUCUUAGAGGUUUGAUUCCUCUGUAUAUAACAUUGAACCAACGUUUGCCAUUCUUCGAUAAUACCAUGGAUCUGAUCCAUACAACCGGAUUCAUGGACGGGUGGAUCGAUCUACAACUGAUGGAUUUCAUUUUGUUCGAUUGGGACCGGAUCUUGAGGCCGGGAGGGUUAUUGUGGAUCGAUAGAUUCUUUUGCAACCGGAAGGAUUUGGAUGAUUAUAUGUACAUGUUUCUGCAGUUUAGGUACAAGAAACACAAAUGGGCAAUUUCUCCUAAAUCCAAAGAUGAAGUUUUCUUGUCGGCUUUGCUAGAGAAACCUCCGAGAUCGUUAUAAACCUCGUAUUCAUUCACCGUAUCUGUUUUAGCAUCAAAUUGUUAUUAGCAUUUUAUACACAUUUCCAAUACGAAUCCCAUUUGUAGCUUGUGUGUAUGAAAUUGCGACGGUUCCUAAUCCGGUUAACUUCAUCAAUCAAAAUUGUUUUAGUUUACAACAGGAAGUGCAUUAUAACCCACUCUAAAGGGUAGUUAUAUCGGUUUGACCUUUCAAAGGUUACCGGUUCAAGUUCACUCAAGUCCAUUGGAGGGUUUGUUUGGCGGAUCUCAUUAGAUUAGUCAAGAUACGUGCAAGUUGAUCCGAACACUCACGUUUAACAUAAAAAAAA